Amphiprion ocellaris (clown anemonefish) is the source of this 597-nucleotide messenger RNA. RefSeq names its product chemokine (C-C motif) ligand 34b, duplicate 4 (gene ccl34b.4). Gene Ontology annotation, molecular function: chemokine activity; CCR chemokine receptor binding. Gene Ontology annotation, biological process: G protein-coupled receptor signaling pathway; inflammatory response; monocyte chemotaxis. Bases 116 to 412 code for a protein of 98 amino acids. Lineage: Eukaryota; Metazoa; Chordata; Actinopteri; Pomacentridae. Gene Ontology annotation, cellular component: extracellular region. The record is from RefSeq and is a predicted model, not a curated record. The transcript has 4 exons.
CCUGCCCCCAAACAAACCCACUUCAAGUUGAUGCUUCUGCACUCACCUUUAAAUGCUCCACCGUUGAUCAGCUGCCGUAGUUUCAGCCUGAUCUGGAAUCAGCCCGUCGGUCAAAAUGUCCAUGAAGGUCCUGUCCGUCUCCGUCCUCCUGCUCGCCAUGUGUCUCUACUUUGAGUCCUUUGCAGACGCCACUCCCCCAGGAGGUCGGCACCCUGGGAAGAGUCGGAUGUGCUGCGUCAGCGUGACCACAGUGAACGUCAGCAGGAACGUCACUGGCAACAAGUAUCGAGAGCAACAGGCCAAAAAACCCUGCGUUCACGCCAUAAUUUUCAGCACAAUUAAUGGACAAGUUUGUGCCGAUCCUAAGGCUAAAUGGGUCCAGCAGCUCAUCGCCAACAUGACGAAGGAGUGAAGCGUCGCUGCCUGUCUGAGCAAAUACUUUCCUGCUGCUGUACAUAACGGCAACAUGCAUAUACACUCAUAUAUCCUACUAUAAUAACCUCCCUGAAUGCAUCGCUCACAUUUAUAUCCACAGAAAACCUAUAAUCAAACAUUAAUAUAUUCUGUAACCCAAAAUAAAGCUUGUUUUUUAAGUUA